AUGAGACCUACCCAAGCCCUCUCCGUCGGCCGAUACCGCCACCUCAAGCUCACCACCAAGGAUGUCGGCAAGGGCUUUUACAAGGGUAACCGUACCGGUUCAAUGGGUCGACACACAAAGUAUGGAGGCUAUGUGAUCGAGUGGAACAAGGUCCGGACAUAUGCUGUGCCGAAUCUCAAGGACUUCAAGCUCACCCCGUUUGUGAGCCGCCAAGUCAAGGCGGAACCCGGUGACUACCAAGGCCUCGACAAGGGUCCUCAAGACCCCUACUUCUACGUCGAGCAGUGGAAGCGAUACAACGGUGUGGAUUGA
Fusarium keratoplasticum is the source of this 312-nucleotide messenger RNA. RefSeq lists its product as uncharacterized. Gene Ontology annotation, biological process: translation. Lineage: Eukaryota; Fungi; Ascomycota; Sordariomycetes; Hypocreales; Nectriaceae. The record is from RefSeq and is a predicted model, not a curated record. The coding region runs from base 1 to 312 and encodes 103 amino acids. The transcript has 2 exons. Gene Ontology annotation, cellular component: mitochondrial large ribosomal subunit. Gene Ontology annotation, molecular function: structural constituent of ribosome.